This is a messenger RNA of Gastrolobium bilobum, 1444 nucleotides long. Its product is annotated as protoheme IX farnesyltransferase, mitochondrial. The transcript has 7 exons. Gene Ontology annotation, biological process: heme biosynthetic process. Lineage: Eukaryota; Viridiplantae; Streptophyta; Magnoliopsida; Fabales; Fabaceae. The coding region runs from base 16 to 1275 and encodes 419 amino acids. The record is from RefSeq and is a predicted model, not a curated record. Gene Ontology annotation, cellular component: mitochondrion; membrane. Gene Ontology annotation, molecular function: protoheme IX farnesyltransferase activity.
CUCCCGAUUGCCGCGAUGUUGCGGAGGAGUUCUGUUACCUCCUUGUAUUCCAGAUUUGUACGUUCUUCUUCUUCUUCUUCUUCUUCUUCUUCUUCUCACAAUCUGAACAACCUUAAUCAUCUCUGCUCCACUUCUUCGAAUCCCAAUCUCUGCGCUUCAUCUGCACUUGAUCUAUCAGCUUCAGCGUCUAAAGUUACUGACCUCGUGUCCUUCACUCGCCACUAUGGAAGGUGCUAUUGGGAGCUUUCCAAAGCUCGUCUCAGCAUGCUUGUUGUUGCAACUUCGGGGACUGGAUUUGUCUUGGGGAGUGGUAGUGCUGUUGACCUUUCGGCACUUUCUUGGACUUGCUUGGGCACCAUGAUGGUUGCUGCAUCUGCUAACUCUUUGAAUCAGGUGUUUGAGAUCAAUAAUGAUGCGAAAAUGAAGAGAACAUGUCAAAGGCCACUACCCUCAGGACGCAUUUCCAUACCUCAUGCAGUCAGCUGGGCAUCUUCUGUUGGUUUAGCAGGCACAGCUCUGCUAGCAACGCAGGCUAAUAUGUUAGCUGCUGGGCUUGCUGCUUCCAACCUGAUACUGUAUGCCUUUGUAUAUACUCCAUUGAAACAGAUUCAUCCUGUAAAUACAUGGGUGGGGGCUGUUGUUGGUGCUAUUCCACCACUUUUGGGAUGGGCUGCUGCUUCUGGUGAUAUUUCAUUAAAUGGAUUGAUUCUUCCAGCUGCAUUGUAUUUUUGGCAGUUACCACAUUUUAUGGCCCUUGCCUAUAUGUGCCGAGAUGAUUAUGCUGCAGGAGGGUUUAGGAUGUACUCUCUUGCUGAUCCAACUGGGCGGAGAACAGCGUUGGUGGCUUUGAGGAACUCAAUAUAUCUAAUCCCUUUGGGGUUCUUGGCUUAUGAUUGGGGUGUGACUUCUGGAUGGUUUUGUCUUGAGUCCACUGUACUUACGCUUGCAAUAAGCGCUGCAGCAUUUUCAUUCUAUAGAGACCGCACUAAAGAAAAAGCUAGGAGAAUGUUCCAUGCCAGUCUUCUCUAUCUCCCUGUGUUUAUGUCUGGGCUUAUAAUUCACCGUCGUUCCGAUAACCAACAAUUCUUAGAAGACAAUGCUAAGGGUUUUGUGAGAUCUUCAUCCUCUGUGGACACUUUAGAACUGGAUGAUAAAAAUGAUAACCAGAAGAUCAAGGGCAGGCGUCCUUAUCAGACUCAAGCACGUCCACCUGUUGCAUAUGCUUCUAUUGCACCUUUUCCCUUUUUGCCUGCUCCUUCAUAUAACGCCCCUUGAUAUCUAUCAGGUGUUCAGCUAACAUUUUCUUAUGAAGUUUUGUUUGGUUGAUAUAUUCUUUGAAAAUGGUACUCUGAUUGGCUGUUUAAGCCGUAAAGUUGUUUUAUUUUCUGCGUUGAAAAUUGCAGAAGCAUCAGUAAUCUAAAAUAAAUCAUAUUUGUUUCUUGCA